AUGAAGAUGGUAAACUCCUUCAACCUCAAGAGAGCUGCAGCUGGGAUUAAACGCAUUAAUCUUGAUGGUCUCCGAUGGCGAGUUUUCGAUGCCAAGGGCCAGAUUCUUGGGAGGUUAGCAUCUCAAAUAGCUACUGUUGUGAUGGGAAAGGAUAAACCAACAUAUACUCCUAACCGUGAUGAUGGAGAUGUGUGCAUUGUGCUUAAUGCCAAAGAUAUUUGUGUGUCUGGUAGAAAACUUACAGACAAGGUCUACUACUGGCAUACAGGGUAUAUGGGCCACCUUAAGAAAAGAACUCUGAAGGAUCAGAUGGCUAAAGACCCUACGGAUGUAAUUCGCAAAGCUAUUCUACGCAUGCUGCCUAAAAACAACCUACGUGAUGACAGGGAUAGAAAGUUAAGGAUCUUUCCUGGAAGUGAGCACCCUUUUGGUGAUCGGCCACUGGAACCUUAUGUGAUGCCUCCUAGGACAGUGCGAGAAAUGCGACCACGAGAAAGGCGUGCAAUGAUUCGAGCACAGAAGAAGGCAGAACAGCAACAAGAGAAUGCUGAGCAGCGACAACAGAAUGCUGAUGAAUUGAAGAAUGGCAAAAAGAGUGAAGCACAAGAGAGUGCAUGA
Vicia faba (fava bean) is the source of this 618-nucleotide messenger RNA. Lineage: Eukaryota; Viridiplantae; Streptophyta; Magnoliopsida; Fabales; Fabaceae. The record is from the annotation of a GenBank genome assembly.